Molecule: messenger RNA, 851 nt
Organism: Danaus plexippus (monarch butterfly)
Lineage: Eukaryota; Metazoa; Arthropoda; Insecta; Lepidoptera; Nymphalidae
Product: protein MIS12 homolog
Exons: 1
Coding region: 123-743 (206 amino acids)
Biological process (GO): mitotic cell cycle
Cellular component (GO): chromosome, centromeric region; nucleus
Source: RefSeq, a predicted model, not a curated record
GGCAAAUUGUCACUGUCACUGUCAUCAUUGUUUAUAGAUAGUUUAACGUUUAAACUUUAAAUAUUCUUCCGUUACAAGAAGUUUUAUUCUUAGUUAAGUGACGUUUAAAACGAUUUAAAAGAAUGAUUAAACUACCAUCUUGGACUGGUGGAACAGAUGAGGAAUAUGAAACACAAUACUUUGGUUUUGGAGCCCAAAGGCUUAAAAUUGCAGUGCGUCAAAUGGUUGAACAAAAAAUUAGGACAGGAGUAAAAGAUAUGGAAUCUUAUUUACAAGAGUCGUUAGAUCUUAAUGACAAGGAUAAGUUAACAUUAACACAUUCUUGUGACAAACUUAUACGGUUGUACUGUGAAGGGGCUGGACCUUCUUUGGAUAUAAUUGACGAAGAGAUAGAAAGAGUAAUAAAUAUACCUCCCUAUGUUCUCCUACCGGAAGAUGAAGUUCAGCUUGAGCAAGUGUCUGACGAUGAUUAUGAAAGGUUAAAGGAAGAGGUCGCAGCUUUAAGAAAAAGAGUAGAAAGAGGAGCUCUUAUAGAAGCAUUACUUACAGCAGAGGAGGAGGAAUUAUCAUCAGCAGAAAAGGUAUGUGAAAUUGCUAAAAAGGACAUGGAAGUGCUGGAUUUGUUGCAGAAAAAGUUAGAGACUAGUGAUAGUGCCAAAACUAUACAGAGUGAAGUCAAUUUUCUGUCUUCUAAUGUACCUUUUAUCCAGGAUAAAGAUCCAAAUGACAUAUUUGAAGAUUAAACAGUUUGUAUUUAAAAUUUGCUUAAAUAUUGUUAUUAAUAUAUUGUCCUCCAUUCUAUACUUGCUAAUAAAAUAAAUGUAUAAGGUAAAUAAAACAAUAAGAAAACA